CGGCGAGGAUAAAGCAAGAUGGCGUCUGACGGUGAAGACGUUAUUGCAGUCGUCACAGUUCAGUGUUCUUAAUCUGUGCGUCCAUGUACACAUAUAUGUCCUUUAUUACACUCUAUUAAAUAGAGUUAACAUCGUUAAUAACUGUUUGCAUCCGGUUAUAUUAGUCUGAGCGCACUUUGACGCUUCUCGAGCUAGCUUAGCUUGCUAGUUAGCUUAGCUUGUUAGCUGCUAACAAAGAGAGGCGGAAGUGAUCAAAACACAUCGCUAAGCAGAGAUCAAGUGUGAGUGUAAAGUGUUGUGAUUGUGUGAAAAUGUGCGAAAGAACGAUAGCAGAGUACGAGGAGGAACUUUGUCCAACAAAAGAGGAGAAGGAGCGACAACAUCAAAAACAUCAAGUUGUGUUACACAGAACAGACAUCCAUCAGCUGAUUGGACACCAAGAAGAAUGUCUCCCUCAUCUGCAGGGGGACAGUUUCACUUUAGAGGAUCCACAGCACUCACAUUUUAAAAGGGACGAGGAGGAUCCACAGCCCCUUUAUUUUAAAGAGGAAGAGGAGGGAGAGUGUCCUGUAGGGCAGGAGGAGGCUGAUCUCACCAAGUUUCCACUGGCUGUUGUCUCUGUGAAGACUGAAGAGCAUGAAGACAAACCACCUGAGUCCUCACAGCUUCAUCACAGUCCAAACGUCUGUGAAGAACAUGUUUACCCUGAGCAACAGAAGUGGAGCUUCAGGAUGCGGACGGAGGAGCCACAGCCCUCCCACAUUAAGAAGGAAGAGAAAUACCCACUGAUCCCCCAUUUUAAAGAGGAAGAGGAGGACCCACUGACACCCCGUUUUAAAGAGGAAGCGGUGGAUCCACAGAGCCCUCACAUUAAGGAGGAAGAGGUGGAUCCACUGACCCCUCACAUUAAUGACGAAGAGGAGGAACACAGCAUCAGUCAGCAGAGAGAGCAUAUUGAAGGUCUGGAGGAGGUUGAUGUCACCAAGAUGCCAGUGACUGGUGUCCCUGUGAAGAGUGAAGGUGAUGAGGUCAAAGGUGAAAGUGAGGAGAAGAGAGAGGCGGAGCCUCCAAGCAGCAGCUCAACUCAACACAUGACAACAGAAGCUGAUGGAGACCACUGUGGAGGAUCACAAGCAGACAAGCUCUUAGCUCCACUAUCAGAUAGUGAGGACACAACGUCACACUCUCCUGACACUGAUGAUGAAGACUCUAAAGAUGAUAAGACAUGUCACACUGACAACACACACUUCACAUGUUCUCACUGCGACAAAACUUUUAAAUACCAUUGUCGUCUGAAAGUACACAUGAGAAUACACACUGGAGAAAAACCUUUUUCCUGCUCAGAAUGUGGUAAAAGUUUUGUAAAAAAUCUAAGUUUAAAAGUACACAUGAGAAUACACACUGGAGAAAAACCUUUUUCAUGUUCAAUCUGCGGUAAAGAUUUUACUCAAAAGCACCAUUUCAAAGUACACAUGAGAAAACACACCGGAGAAAAACCUUUUACCUGCUCAGAAUGUGGUAAAAGUUUUGUAAUAAAUCAAAGUUUAGAAGCACACAUGAGAACACACACUGGAGAAAAACCUUUUUCAUGUUCAAUCUGCGGUAAAGAUUUUACUCAAAAGUACAAUUUCAAAGCACACAUGAAAAUACACACCGGAGAAAAACCUUUUUCAUGUUCAAUCUGCGGUAAAGAUUUUACUCGAAGGGACCAUUUCAAAAAACACAUGAGAAUACACACUGGAGAAAAACCUUUUAUCUGCUCAGAAUGUGGUAAAAGUUUUGUAAUAAAUGAACGUUUAAAAGUACACAUGAGAACACACACUGGUGAAAAACCUUUUAUAUGUUCAGUAUGUGGUAAAAGUUAUAUAGAAAACCAGCAAUUAAAAUUACACAUGAGAACGCACUCUGGUGAAAAACCAUACUCCUGUUCAAGCUGCAACAAAAGCUAUCGUCGCCGACAAUCUUAUACAGUACACAUGAGAACACACACAGGAGAGAAAGUGUUGAGUUGCAGUGUGUGUGGUGAAAGAUUAUCUUCUAAGUACCAGUGUAAGAAACACACGUGUUUAAGAUCAAGUGUGAGUGUAAAGUGUUGUGAUUGUGUGAAAAUGUGCGGAAGAACGAUAGCAGAGUACAAAGAGGAACUUUGUCCAACAAAAGAGGAGAAGGAGCGACAACAUCAACUACUGGACGCUGUUUUCAAGAAACAUCAAGUUGUGUUACACAGAACAGACGUCUGUGAAGAACAUCUUUACCCUGAGCAACAGAAGUGGAGCUUCAGGAUGCGGACGAAGGUGCCACAGCCCUCCCACAUUAAGAAGGAAGAGGAAUACCCACUGAUCCCCCAUUUUAAAAAGGAAGAGGAGGACCCACUGACACCCCAUUCUAAAGAAGAAGUGGUGGAUCCACUGAGCCUUCACAUUAAGGAGGAAGAGGUGGAUCCACUGAGCCCUCACAUUAAGGAGGAAGAGGUGGAUCCACUGACACCCCGUUUUAAAGAGGAAGAGGAGGACCCACUGACACCCCAUUUUAAAGAGGAAGCGGUGGAUCCACUGAGCCCUCACAUUAAGGAGGAAGAGGUGGAUCCACUGACACACCAUUUUCAAGAGAAAGUGGUGGAUCCACUGACCCCUCACAUUAAGGAGGAAGAGGUGGAUCCACUGACCCCUCACAUUAAAGAGGAAGAGGAGGAACACAGCAUCAGUCAGCAGGGAGAGCAUCUUGAAGGACUGGAGGAGGUUGAUGUCACCAAGAUGCCAGUGACUGGUGUCCCUGUGAAGAGUGAAGGUGAUGAGGUCAAAGGUGAAAGUGAAGAGAAGAGAGAGGCGGAGCCUCCAAGCAGCAGCUCAACUCAACACAUGACAACAGAAGCUGAUGGAGACCACUGUGGAGGAUCACAAGCAGACAAGCUCUUAGCUCCACUAUCAGAUAGUGAGGACACAACGUCACACUCUCCUGACACUGAUGAUGAACACUCUAAAGAUGAUAAGACAUGUCACACUGACAACACACACUUCACAUGUUCUCACUGUGACAAAACUUUUAAAUACCAUUGUCAUCUGGUAAGACACAUGAGAACACACACUGGAGAGAAACCGUUUUCCUGCUCAGAAUGUGGCAGAGAGUUUAGACUAAAACCCAUGCUGAAAGAACACAUGAGAAUACAUACUGGAGAAAAACCUUUUUCAUGUUCAAUCUGUGGUAAACAUUUUACUCAAGGGCGACAUUUGAAGAGACACAUGAGAAUACACACUGGAGAAAAACCUUUUUUAUGUUCAAUCUGCGGUAAAGAUUUUUCUCGAAGGGACUUUUUCAAUGCACACAUGAGAAUACACACUGGAGAAAAACCUUUUUCCUGCUCAGAAUGUGAUAAAAGUUUUGUAAUAAAUCAAAGUUUAAAAGUACACAUGCGAACACACACUGGUGAAAAACCUUUUUCAUGUUCAAUCUGCGGUAAAGAUUUUAAUCAUAAGCACCAUUUCAAAGCACACAUGAGAAUACACACUGGAGAAAAACCUUUUAUAUGUUCAGUAUGUUGUAAAAGUUUUAUACAAAGACAUAAUUUGAAUGUACACAUGAGAACACACACAGGAGAGAAAGUGUUGAGUUGCAGUGUGUGUGGUGAAAGAUUCUCUUAUAAGUACCAGUGUAAGAAACACAAGUGUGCUGGUGAGAACAGCAGCAGCAAAUGAAGAUGCAGGAUUUGAAACAAACUUUCUAACAACAUCAGCACUUAUAACGUGUGACAUCAUUGUUGUGUGUGUAACACAAUCUUGUUAAUAUAAUUCUAACAUUUAUAGAUUAGACACUUCAGAUUAGUGCUUUUAUUUCAGUCAAGUACAUGAGUUAAUAUACACAUUUGUGUACUUUAAAAUGAACAGAACAAUUUGACUGAAAAGGUGAGAAUAAACAGUACAUAAAUAGUUACUUAAAGUAAACAUUUUAUGUGUAGAUAUUCAUAAUUCACUUUUAUACUUAUUCAUAAUAGUGUUUUAUAUAUGUUUUUUUUAAAUAAUGAAGUGUUACAUAUUUUAUGUUCUAAUUGUAAAUGAUUCCAUCGAUGAAUCAAUUUAAGUGGACCCCGACUUAAACAAGUUGAAAAACUUAUUCGGGUUUUACCAUUUAGUGGUCAAUUGUACGGAAUAUGUACUUCACUCUGCAACCUACUAAUAAAAGUUUCAAUCACUCAAUCAACUCCUUUAUAUGAUAUACAUAUUUGUUUUACAUGUGUUCAUACCUUUGCUUUUGAGUACACAUAAAUCCCUCUUAGUUCAUAUUUACUGGUUCACAUCUGAAACAUCUUCUGGACCACUUCUGGAAGCAUAUUAUUAUUUACUUUAUACAUCAUUUGAGCAGUUGUGUUUUAUACAAGAUCAUUUACUUUUAAAAUGUGUGACUUUAUGAAU
Entelurus aequoreus (snake pipefish) is the source of this 4406-nucleotide messenger RNA. RefSeq names its product gastrula zinc finger protein xFG20-1-like. The record is from RefSeq and is a predicted model, not a curated record. The transcript has 5 exons. Bases 312 to 3692 code for a protein of 1126 amino acids. Lineage: Eukaryota; Metazoa; Chordata; Actinopteri; Syngnathiformes; Syngnathidae. Gene Ontology annotation, biological process: regulation of cytokine production; negative regulation of transcription by RNA polymerase II; regulation of immune system process.